AAGCAUUUUGCCUUUUCUCUUCCCACACUAACACAGAUAUAUUAGUACACACUAAUAUGCACACCUGUCACAACUUUUAAAAAAGGUUUUCGUUUUUUGUAGUAGAAGUCAUCAGGAAUAAGGACAGUGCAUGAGCACUACUGAGGACUAUCAGUCAGGCAUAUCUGCAGGUAGAAUGGACCUCUAUUGUCCUGUAUGUUUACACGUAGCCGUUUUUCCUGUGGAGACAAACUGUGGGCAUGGAUUCUGUGCUCCUUGUCUGAUAUCGUACUGGAAACAUAGCUGCUGUUUAGAAGCGAUCAGCUGUCCUUUGUGCAGACAAAAGGUGAGUGUCAUGUAUCACCAGUUCCAGGAGAGCAGAUCAGACAGAAAGGAGCGAGAGGUACUGGGCCAUGUUAGAGACUAUAAUAAACGCUAUUCAGGAGCACCACGAAGGAUAAGUGACUACCUCUUUGAUGCUCCUUUCUUCCUGCUGCUUUUGUUCCGGGCUUUGUGGAACAUGGGCGGUUUGGUGUGGCUCUUCCUGGUAAGAGUGGCACUGUGUGGAUUCGGGGCAGCUGCAUCAUUGGUGUCUCCAUUAGAGGCUGUGCCUGGACACUUCAGUGGGGCAUUGGGACUUUUAGAUGACCUUGUGGUAGUGUUUCUCCUCCUCAUCGCCAUCAUUAACAUCCACCAGCAGAUGGUGCCAGAAAGGACAACCAGACCACACACUGUGGAACAUGGGAUACUGUCUGACAUGCUGUAAAAUGGAGGGCAAAGAACACUGGAUCUAUCAGAUGAAUUCAAAAAGAGUAAAGAAAACAGGAGAAUACCGCAUUCUGUUUUUCAGACUCCAGCACCCAGUGAACAUAUCAUACAGGGUGUAUGUGUAUAUUUAAACAGGAAAACAGUCAAAUGUGUUGUGGCCUUACCAGUAUUACAAAUGGAUCUAAAAAGUAAAACUCGGAAAGGUUUAUUGGUUCUUCUUACUGUAUUCACUGCUUGAUGCCUAAAUUUGUUAACAUUUUAAUUUUAUUGUAAAUAUAAAAACUGUCUACCUAACAUGUACAAUUAGAGAAGGGUUUAUGUGUGAUAUUUUUUCAUUUGCUGGUUUAAACAGAUGUUCGUUUUCCUCACGGACACACUUCUGAUGUAAUAUAAUAAAGUAUUUUUGUACA
Messenger RNA from Silurus meridionalis, 1157 nucleotides. Its product is annotated as RING-HC_RNF170 domain-containing protein. Gene Ontology annotation, molecular function: metal ion binding; ubiquitin protein ligase activity. Bases 131 to 745 code for a protein of 204 amino acids. The record is from RefSeq and is a predicted model, not a curated record. The transcript has 6 exons. NCBI's taxonomy places the organism in Eukaryota, Metazoa, Chordata, Actinopteri, Siluriformes, Siluridae.